Molecule: messenger RNA, 3167 nt
Organism: Amoebophrya sp. A120
Lineage: Eukaryota; Dinophyceae; Syndiniales; Amoebophryaceae
Source: the annotation of a GenBank genome assembly
AAUGAAUUGGCGUUUCAGAGCCCGCGGUGAGUGUCGACGGAUGCGCAGUGGGAGAGAGCUUUUUGGUAGCGCAUCAUUGUCUGUUUGCGAUGCUUUCUUUCGUUGCUUCGUCGUAGACGCCGAAAAAAUUGAAGAUUAGACAGGCUCCGACAUUCCGAUCGGCAGUCUGUUUCCGUGUUUUCGUUUAUCUAUUUCUUGAAGGAAAUUAAGCUCGCUUUAUAAACUUCGUGGUGGAAUCGAGUUGCUACGUAGUAGAACAAAAAUUGUCAUUCGGCACGUCGGCAACCGCUAUUGCACGUGAACGUAGAUAGGCGCAUACAGGAGUUCUUCAGUGCAACGUAGAUAUAAACAACUCAGUACACACACGCGCAAUUUGAAGAUGGGCGCGACGCGAGCACCUGCUGCCAAGUUGGUCAAGAAGGGCGACCCGAAGGUUGGCAAGAAAACGGGGCGAUCAAAUGGCAAAGCGAAGCUCAUGGGCAAGGUGAAACUGGUAGAAAAGGCAAAGAACAAGAAGGAGAAGCAAAAAACUACUACAAGUACUAGCACUAACACUAAGCAGGCGUAUCACAUCCGCAAACGGAACAGCUACAUCGAGUAUGACCCUGACGAGAAUGAGGAAGAUUUUUACGAGUACGAAGACGAUAACCAUCCCGACGAGGUGAACUACGACGAUUUGGUGGCCCAGUGGGCGGAUUGGGACGGAGAUGAAAAUUGGAACGAGGAGGACAAGCCCUCUAAACCAGCGCGGAAUAAGAUAAAAGCAGCAUCUACUUCCACUUCAAAAAAGAAAACCACGCAACAAGAUCACGAAUACGCGAUUGUCUUGAAAAGUGACAAGAAGGGGGGCAAAGGCAAGGCCAAAGGGAAAAAAGGAAAAAAGACUUCCAUGAAGAAAGAGUCGGAGCAAAAAAUCAAAAUGCCGAAGUAUGACAGUGUUGUGCUAUCUUCCGGUGUUGAGGUGGAGGCUACCGCCGUCAAAGUCGGGGACCAGCUGUACGUGAAGCCGCGUGGCAAGAAGAACGCGAAUAAGUUAAAACCCCUGGACGUGAAGCCGCACGACGAGCAGCAGGAAAUUUUGUGGAAGUACCGGCACACGAUCAAGGAUCCGAUCCAGCGCCUGCAGCUCGCCGGAGCAGACGUCGUGAAAAAGUCCGUCCUCCGCGUCUCAACAGUCCACUGCUCGGAACCCGGGAUUUCCUUCGUGUCUCGGGGCGACCGCAUUUCGAACAAGAUUUGGGUGGUGCAGUACAAGGACUUGCAGGAGAAGCGACACAACAAGUGGUUCAACUGCAAGCACUACGUCGAUCUGCGAGAUAAGGAGGAAGAAAGAGUAUGAGAGUGCACAGUGACAGUGCUUUCUCCUGCCCUCCAUUUUUGUCUUUGUAUGUGAUAGUGAAUGCCAGCAUGCUAGAGAGCGUAAGCGUAUAGUGGCUGCGGCUCCAGGAGAACAAAGACCAGCGAUAGUACCGCACUGGCUUCUGCAUGACCAACGCACAUGCGGACGCUAGAAGUAAAAGUGGUGUAGAUUUCUUGGCUUGCGCAGCAACGCUGUGCUACAGCGCAUCAGCACUGAGAAUCAAGUCCUGUUGUUGCCGCGAGACAGGCGAAGCAAGGCGAGGAAAGCUGCUGUUGUGCACGCUUAUAGCACGAGGAGAAGGCAAAAAAACGCUGCAUGGCCGUCGCGGUCAAUUGGCUACGUGACCACAAGGAAAACUUGGAGAAAGAGAAGCAGAAACAAGGCAAGAAGGAGAUCAAAAAAAUCGUAAUACUAAAGUCGAUAUUUGAAACAUGAUAUGCAUUAAUAGAAGUGUCUACAUGAUCAUGAUUGUCUUGCACUUGCUUUCUGAUGCUGUUUGCGGAUGCGGACAAUAUCUUUCGCUUUCCAACGCGCUGCUUUUGCUUACCCUAAAUCGGUAGAAAUGCAAAUUUUUAUCAGGAUCCGCUUGCUCGCAAGAGCGGCGUGCUUGGAGUCGGGUGGUAUCGCUGCCCCGAGUAUCCGCACUUCGUUGGCUGGAGAGCCCAUAUAUCGUCCAAAUCCUUUUGUGGGGUCAACGAGAAGGGCAACGGGCGGAACGUGGGACGCAUUUUCAAACUCGACAGCAGGGACUACAAGGACGAUUCCGAGGGACUAGAGGAGGAGCUCGAGAACCUGCGCCAAAAGGCGGCCGCGCAGCGGAAGGCCUGGGAGCAGCAGGUCUUCGUCUUUGAAGAGGCCAAGUACCCGCAGCAGGUAGCUAAGAAACCGGAGCAGCUGGUGUACGGACACGGAAAGAAAGUGCACGACUUUGAAUACCGACAACCCAGAAGCGGAGCCGCGAUCUUGAUGAAUGGCAGCGGUACAGCUGAGUUUAUUUCCUACAUGUCAACUUGGAUUUCAAUUUUCUUUGCAAAGUGGUCGCUUGAAGUUAUAUGGUUCUCAAAUCCGUUCUCUUCACAGCUGGCCGCAUGCAGCCGAGUAGUUCUUCCUCGUCCUCGACGGCGCUCGUUGCCACCAGCAGUAGCUCCUCUGGGCGGAGGUAGUACACCAGCACACAAAGACCACCUUUGACGACCGCUUGAGGGCUGCUCGUGGUCUCUGUUGCCAUUCAUUUUCCAGCGUGAGUCAUCGAUCGCCCGUGUUGGUGUUCCUGUGUACGCGCCGCGCCGUGUCUGUAGCAUCUUGAUCUUUGCCUAGAGACCACGUCGCACGGUUCCGGUGCCAUGUAAAAUUCGAGUUCCUCCUCAUCGGCUGCUCCUACUGCGAGGCCAUUCUUUCCCCAGGAUGUCCGCGUAGCUGCAAACUGUCACAAGAAGUGUAGGAUGUUGACAAUGACACCGCCAAACGCCAGCAAUAAUGCGGAGCAGAGAUAGAAGAUGAAAUAGAAAAUAUUUGACUUCUACUUCUUUAAAAAAUCGUAAUCUACCAUGAUGUAUCAAAAAACCCACUGUAUCGAAAGCAAAACAGGAUCAGAUUUCUCAAUUUGAAUCGCGGCCUUCUACGUACGAACACGGGCUCGCAGCUAUCCCCACCCUUGUAUCUCGCAAUUACUUCUACCAACAAAAAAAGAAGAAAGUUCUUUUGACGUGGAGACAGAUGACAAUGGAUGAGAAUAUUAGCGCCGAUUGUCGAAGACCCUCCCCAGCAUCAUCUUCACGGAUGUGAUUCCCUAAACUGUUCGACAGAG